Molecule: messenger RNA, 2247 nt
Organism: Echinostoma caproni
Lineage: Eukaryota; Metazoa; Platyhelminthes; Trematoda; Plagiorchiida; Echinostomatidae
Source: the annotation of a GenBank genome assembly
AUGGAUAAAAGAACCAGCCUCUCUAGUAUAUCUAUGCCGGCCACUCCGAUGCCUCGUGCAACCGUGGGGAGUUUACAAAGUGUACGCAGUAAUCGAUCGUUAAGUGCCCCGCCAGAUUUCCGUGUGAAUGACAGACUAGACCGUCUGAUCAAAGCAUUCCAACACUACUAUACCUCACACCCCGUCACAUUAUGCAUUGAAAACAGUCCGGUUGUAAUGAGAGAUCUUCAUCGAUCCCUACAAGAUUUUCCGAAGCACAUAAUUGCCCCGGAUGCACAUUCGAACCCCGAGUUCGGAUAUGGCCUCACAACGACUCAAUUUGGAACAAUUGAUCAAACGUUAUCUGAUGUGGCUCUCCUACGAAUUGCGACCUCAGCCACCGGCGCUGAGCGUCUACGAAGCGAGAUCAUGACUAAUUUGGCCAUUGAAGUUGAAGGCCUUUUGGAGCAACCGUGUGAACAAAUCCUGGAAGAAGAUCAUGUGGAAGAGGAUGAGGCGGCUCGAAUGGAGAAAUCGGCCAAAUUGCAUAAAUUCGCCCGACAAAUUACCAAACAGACAGUGCAAAGACAUUUUGAACAAAAAGAAAACGUUGCGGAGCUUCAGGGCGCCGCAGCUCGGAGUUGGCAUGGAACCCUGUCGCAUGCCGUGGCCCUGCGCACCCUGUUGAAUCGAGCGCUCCCAACGUUGGAUGGUGACGCGAACGCGGAUUUACUGCUCGAUCGUUUCAUAGAGAGGUUGCCGGAAGAUUUGCGACAGGCGGCAUGGAUAAUUAUUCAAGAAAGUUUAGAACGACGUACAGUUGCUCAGAAGGCGGACGAAGUAGAGGAGGAGGAACAAUUCACCGAAGAGACAGACGAUCAACAACAGGAACAGUCCACAUCUCGUAGCGGACGAACACCGAUCAACUGGCGUCAAGAAGAAGACUUGAUUGAUCGUAUCGGUAAAGAUGAGGGUCAGGAAGUGCAAAAACGUAUGCAAGUCGAACGGGAGCGUGUUUUACCGUAUGAGUUUGUGCGUAGCACAUUGGAAAGAAUGGCUGCCGAAUGGGGCGGGAUGGGUCGAGUGAUGAACACCAUUCAUGGUGGAAUCAAGAAAAAACAACCACAGAUUGAUCAGUUGGACAGUUUACUCAAAUCCCGUGAAUGUCGCGUGGGUAUGUUGAACAGUGUGGUCAGUCCACCUUGGGCAUUCUUUUAUCUGAGUGUUCUUUUGGGCACCCCGCGUACGCUGAUGGAACAUUUGGAAACGCUGUUGGAUCCAGACACGUCAGCGGAUAUCUUGAACGGAUUGCGGAUGCAACUGAUUGGCUAUUUGGGAACUGGACAACGGCUGGAUCAAUUCACACAGGAAUUCGGUGCAAUCAAACAAAUGCUCGAGGACAUUCUGACCGGUCGUGGCAUGCCCAAAGAUGCCGCAAAGAAUUUGAUCUAUGAGGCGUUAUCUGACAAUCCGGAUGCGAAACAUCGUAUCGGUCAGUGGGUCUCCAUGCCAGACGCCGAGGAGGUCAUGCACGCAGUUCGAACCUGUAAUCGAGAUCGAGUCCUAGCCCUGUCCACCGCACUAGCCACGGCAAAACGGAUGGAUUUGCCACAAACAAUAGCGGACAGUUUGUUAGAUCGCAGUAAAGAGUCGGCAGAUGCCAGUCUACUGGCUCAGUUAGAUGUAGACGUGAGACGUGUGAUGCAAUACGAUGGUCGUGAUUUGGAGGAACCAGAAGAAACAAGCGUGGGAGAACGAGCUGGUACACAAUUGAAAGUGCAACUGGCAAAACCGAAACGAUCGGAGAUGAAAAAACCGAAGGCAACCACCUUUUUCUCAUCUCCAAGUAGUAGUGACCUGUCCGGGUCGAUUAUGGACAGUCCGGACGAGACAAAACAGGCAACUCCUUUGAAGAAGGGGGCGAAAUUACCAAAGAAAGACAGUGAUCUGAAAACGGGCUCCGAGGCCGCUCGCAGACUCGAGAGUGACACACAUGUGCUGGACGAACAAAAAUUGUCUCGAAAAGCCCGUGCUGGUGUGCCGGUCGUGGAACAAGUGGUAUGCUCUUUCUGUUUCUAUGCCCCUGAUCAUAUUUAUGACCCAUCAACUUCUUUUCGGGGGNGGGGAGGGGCGAUGCAAGAAUUGUUUGAUGAUCAAUAUAAUGAUUGGUUGUCCCGUAUGGUUGAGUUUUCAUUGAUCAUCACCACGCAUCAGACAAGGUGUAACAGAAUAUGUUCAAUUGUAAAGGCUCUUGAUGAUCGGGUGUAG